Messenger RNA from Cetraspora pellucida, 285 nucleotides. NCBI's taxonomy places the organism in Eukaryota, Fungi, Glomeromycota, Glomeromycetes, Diversisporales, Gigasporaceae. The record is from the annotation of a GenBank genome assembly.
AUGCAGAAUUAUAUAUUUAAAUAUUGUGUUAAAAAUGAAUAUGCAUAUGGAUCAGUUCUAGUUAGAAGGUUAUUAAGAGAAAGUGGUAAAUUCUGGAAAGGUAAAAGACAACAACUAUUUGCCAAUACAGAUCAUACUUUAAGAUUAUUAAACCAAAUUACAGUUUGUGUUCUUCUAUGUGAAUCUAUUCUAUUAGUUGGUGAAACUGAAACUGGUAAAAUGACUACAAUUCAAUAUUUAGCAGAACUUAUGCAUCAAAAUCUUAUUAUUGUUAAUUUGUUAUAG